Messenger RNA from Peromyscus leucopus (white-footed mouse), 1776 nucleotides. RefSeq names its product patatin like phospholipase domain containing 5 (gene Pnpla5). Gene Ontology annotation, cellular component: cytoplasm; membrane; lipid droplet. Bases 232 to 1536 code for a protein of 434 amino acids. The transcript has 9 exons. Lineage: Eukaryota; Metazoa; Chordata; Mammalia; Rodentia; Cricetidae. Gene Ontology annotation, biological process: lipid homeostasis; triglyceride catabolic process. The record is from RefSeq and is a predicted model, not a curated record. Gene Ontology annotation, molecular function: triacylglycerol lipase activity.
AUGAUUCUGGGCGCAGCUGUGCACACCUGGAGAGGGUGGCUGUGCCAGCCCCUCACUUGCUAGAGCCACAACUGAUUCGGCCUAGGGCGGGGCCACCCUGCUGCGCCUCCCCAGAGCUCCAUCCCCAUCCCUGUCUGGCCCCAGUCCGUUGGCACCGAGCGAGCGGUCCUUCCAGCUCCUGCGCUACAUCCAGGCUGCGGUGUCUGCAGCUGGGGUUCCAAGAGCCCCACUAUGCACUUCCUGGAGGCAGAGGGCGGCUGGAGCUUGUCCUUCGCAGGCUCCGGUUUCUUGGGCCUCUACCACGUGGGCGCCACCCAGUGUCUGCACCAGCGCGCACCGCGCAUCCUCCAGGGCGCCCGUUGCUUCUAUGGCUCCUCCGCAGGCGCGCUCAACGCCAUGACUAUCGUCUGCGGCAUGUCGACAGACUACAGCUGCUCCAAUCUCUUGGGCAUGGUGAAGCAAGUGGAGCGUCUGAGCCUGGGCAUCUUCCACCCGGCCUAUGGCCCCAUUGAGCACAUCAGGAAACAGCUGCAGGACACCCUACCAGACAAUUGCCACAUCCUGGCCUCCCAGAGGCUGGGCAUCUCCAUGACCCGAUGGCCUGAUGGGAAGAACCGAAUAGUGACUGAUUUUGCUACUAGGGAUGAGCUCAUCCAGGCCCUGAUCUGUUCCUUGUAUUUCCCUUUGUAUUGUGGGACAAUCCCUCCAGCCUUCAGAGGAGAGCGCUACAUCGAUGGAGCUCUGAGCAACAACCUGCCCUUCUUCGAUUCCCCCACCACCAUCACCAUCUCUCCCUUCCACGGAACGGCGGACAUUUGUCCCCAGAGCAAUUCAGGCAGUCUGUAUGAGCUAACCGCCUUCAAUGCCAGUUUCCAGAUCUCUACCAAGAACUUCUUUCAGGGGUUCAUAUCCCUGAUCCCCCCCAAGCCUGAGGUGGUGGCUGACUACUGCAGACAAGGUUAUCUGGAUGCUCUCAGGUUCCUGGAGAGACGGGGUAGGACUCACCAAGAGCCAGUGCUGUGGUCACUGGUAUCGAAGGAGCCUCCAGCCCUCAUGGAGGGGCCCAGGAGUGCUGACUACGACCAGGGCCAGAAGCUUACCCUGACUAUCAGGUGGGACAUCCCCAAUGUGCUGGUCAAGGAUGUGCCCGACUUCGAGCUGCUGUCGCCGGAGCUGGAGGCUGCACUGAGAAAGGCUUGCCAGAGAGACUUCUGGGCUCGAUUCCAGUGCUCCGUGCCAGGGAGGGCACUGACCUACCUGCUACUGCCCUGCACGCUGCCUUUUGAGUAUGUCUACUUCCGGAGCCAGGAGGUGAGACUGCUGCUGUGGCUGCCUGACAUGCCAGCUGACCUGUGCUGGAUGCAGGGCCUCCUGAAGAGUACAGCCCGUGAGGUCUACUCCAUGGCAAAGUCACAGCUGCUCAGGCUGGUCAGCCCACCUGUCACCAGCGCAGACUCUGGUCCCCGCCAGCUGGGGACAGCUGCUUCGGAGAACCGGGCCUUGAACCUCAGGCUUGCGAGCCGUGCAAUGGGCUAGGGCCAACCAAAUGUGUGACCCCCCCCCCCGAACCCUGUCCUUGCCUCAUCCUGUGUGCUCAUGCCUGCCCAUGGCUGUGGCUCAUCCCCCAGGAGCUCUGAGCCCCACUCCCAGCUCAGCGAGGUUGCUGGUUAUUGGCAAAAACACCUGGCCUCUUGUCCAUGCCAGGCCCUGUGCUUCUUGGGCAGGCAGGCUGUAACACGACUCUUAAAAGGUCCUAUAAAAAAAAAAAAAAAAAAA